Aureobasidium pullulans EXF-150 is the source of this 2341-nucleotide messenger RNA. Its product is annotated as carboxylesterase type B. NCBI's taxonomy places the organism in Eukaryota, Fungi, Ascomycota, Dothideomycetes, Dothideales, Saccotheciaceae. Bases 463 to 2283 code for a protein of 606 amino acids. The record is from RefSeq and is a predicted model, not a curated record. The transcript has 3 exons.
GACAGGAGCAUGGACUUUGCAUUUCGUUCGCGGUAAUUUGUUGACCGCGGACACAUGGACCCGAAGCUGGUAUGGCCACAGCAUGCUUCUUCUUACCCGAGGGUUGACGAACUCUCUUCUUGCAAAUGUCUCAGAUGGCUGGCGGUAUGGCUACAUGAUGGCUGGUGCCCGUUGUCCACGUCGAUGCCUUGCUUAGGCUUCAGGCUGGGGUGCAUGGUCGGAUGCUGUGGUGUGCCGUCUUCCAUUCAUGUCUCCGCAUGUUCCGUCUGCUUCGUAUAGCGAUGCGGGCAGAUCUCACGGCUAUCACAUACUAAUGCUCAUGCAACGGAUCAAUAGAGCUUACCGGCGGGGUAGCCUCAUCGCGAUCCGGGCUAUUGCUUUCCGGAACAUGAUGGAGUAUAAGUAGGCUGGAUAUUUCCCAGAAGAUGGAAGGUUAGUGGUUCUUCCUUACUAUCGUUCACGAUGCCUUCCUUCUCUACCCUUGUUGGCGCCCUCCUUGGUGCAGCCUCUUUGGCUGCAAGUGCCGCUGUUCCGGUUUCUCAACCCUUCGAACAUGUCAAGGCCAAGAGACAGUCCACGAAUGCUACCAGCAGCAGUGGUCUCGAGGUCGACUUGGGAUAUGAAGUUUACGAAGGCUACAGCAACCAGACUACAGGCAUCAACAUCUGGCGAGGCAUCCGAUUUGCUGCACCACCGACUGGAUCAUUGCGCUGGCAAGCACCUCAAGUUCCUGCAGAGAACCGUUCGCAGACCAUCCAAGCCAAUGCUUUCGCGCCUCAGUGCCCCCAAUCUUCUUUCAACGCUUACGGAAGAACUGGUGCGAGCAUGCUCUCAGAUGAGGAUUGUCUGUUCCUUAACGUCUAUGCUCCGGAGAAUGCAACCAAUCUCCCUGUACUUGUCUGGAUCCACGGUGGUGGCUAUGGACUUGGAAACGGCCAACAGGAUAUGCAAGCCAUAAUCAACACUAACAACAACUCUUUCAUUGCUGUAGCUAUCCAGUACCGUCUCGGUGCUUUCGGUUUCUUGUCUUCUGAUGAAGUCGACCGCUUCGGCUCGGUCAAUGCUGGAAUCUUGGAUCAAACUUUCGCUCUCCAGUGGGUGCAAUCCUACAUCUCUUCUUUCGGUGGAGACCCCCGCUCUGUAACCAUCUCUGGUGAAUCUGCUGGUGGUGGUGCUGUCAUGCUGCAGACCAUGGCUUAUGGCGGUACUUUGGGCACCUCGUUGUUCAAGAACGCCAUUGCGGCUUCUCCUUACCUGCCCAUGCAAUACGGAUACAAGGAUUGGGUGCCCUCGCAAUCCUACUACGCCUUUGCAGGUCUUGCAAACUGCAUGCCCAACACACCUUAUGGAUCUUCAUCUCGCACCAUCUUCGAAUGCUUGGUCAACCAAGACACCGAUACCCUACAAUACGCCAGUUUCAAUGUCUCCACUACAGGCACAUUCGGUACUUGGGGCUUCUUGCCUGUCACAGAUGGCGUCUUUAUCCAAGAUGUGCCUAGCCAACAACUUCUCGAGAAGAAGGUCAACGGUCAGAACCUUCUUGUCGGCAACAAUGCAAACGAGGGCCCUCUCUUCGUUCCUCAAGAUAUCGACACCGAGGCCGAUCUCGUGGCUUGGCUCGAACUUACCUUCCCUCUCUUCUCCAACGAUGAUAUCGCCAGAAUCCUUCGCUACUACCCCAGCUCCAACGCAACAGACUCUCCUUCUGCCGUCGACUUUGCAACAACAGGCGACUCUGGCCCUACUGCUAUCAACGUUUCCUCCGUAGCCACAGGCCAACAACAACGCGCCAACAACAUCUACGCCGAGACCACCUUCGUCUGCCCCUCCUACUGGAUGGCCGAAUCCUACACCGGCGGCGACAGAACCUCUUUCCGCUACCAAUACUCCGUCCCCGCCGCUCAACACGGCGCCGAUGUAUCAGGCUACUUCGGUCCCGCCGCCCCCACUCAAGGUCCAGCCUUCGAAGCCGCAUUCAUGUCCAUCUGGGGCCAAUUCGUCAUCAACGACAACCCCUCCAUCCCCACCAAUGUCGCAGGAGAGGGCGGUCAAGCUGCUGUCAAUUUCCCGCAAUUCAAUGUUUGGAAUCCUCUGCAGGUUAAUCUUAACCAAACUGGUGGGCAAGAGGUCAGCUCGAAUAUCGUGCAAGGUGUUAAUGCUACGGUGUAUGUGGGACCUGGGCUUAGCAAUGAGUUUGAGGUUGUCAACGCUUAUGAUUGGGAAGGUGGAAGAGGGCAGAGAUGUGAUUUUUGGAGGGCGGUUGCUAAGAUCGUGCCUGAGUAGAAGAGGUCAUCUGACGAGAGGAUGAUUUGAAUUAGUAAUGGGAAGGAUAAUCCGGGAC